Messenger RNA from Aspergillus eucalypticola CBS 122712, 2390 nucleotides. Its product is annotated as histidine phosphatase family protein. Lineage: Eukaryota; Fungi; Ascomycota; Eurotiomycetes; Eurotiales; Aspergillaceae. Gene Ontology annotation, molecular function: acid phosphatase activity. Bases 357 to 2015 code for a protein of 552 amino acids. The record is from RefSeq and is a predicted model, not a curated record. The transcript has 3 exons.
CCCGGGAAAAGGAUCGCAUUCGGCCUGGGGUACGACUCACGUCUCCACACCCCAUGUAAGCGAGAUGAUGGCUGCAGCCGAGACAUGACAGAUGCCCUGGCUUGUUGUGCCGUGGCUGUUUUUGAUCAAGAAGAUGCCCACGUGCAUCGAUGCUCUGCAGCUGCUGGUACGCUCCAAAGGUAUCUGAGCAUGUCGUAUACACAAUAAUGCACAACACAGUGAUGGGGAUGUAUAUGACUUUGCAUUUCUUUGCUUCCCCUGGAGCACGGCAUGCCUACAAAUUGGCGUCGCAUCCACCCCUGAGUGUCGUUGUCACUAAAUGAACGGUUUAUCGUUAAUAAAGUGGGAGUAUCAACAUGCACUCGACUCUCACUAGCUUAUCUAUAUUGGCAGUAGCCUCUUUAGCUGAUGCUGCUGCUAUUGAAGCCCGCUUACAGAGCUCAACUCCACUGACUCCCAGUCCCUCAGCUACCACAACCGGAGUUGAUUGGUUUCAGACCACGCCCGAGAGCUACCAGGGCACCACUGCAACCGGGGUUGCUCCCUUCUUAGCCGAGACAAAUCCUGCCCCGUUUGGACAAAAGACCUUGUCUCCCAAUGACCCGCUGGAAACGAGUGAGCCGAUCAAGGGGGCUGCUGGCCGCAAUAUAUUCCAAUACAUGGGAAACCUAAGCCCUUACCAUGUACCCGAUGGCUUCGGAGUAGAUGAAUAUCCUCUCCCGCAAGGCUCUAACAUCACCCAAAUGCAUAUGAUUCACCGCCAUGGUUCUCGAUAUCCUUCAUCCUCAGAAGGUCUGGCUUCAUGGGCCCAGAAGAUCAUCAACUCUACGGCUAGUGGUAACAAUUUCACGGGCGCACUUUCUUUCCUGAACAACUGGGACUACGGACUGGGUCUAGAGAUCCUCGUCCCCAAAGGCCGUCAGGAGCUCUAUGACAGCGGCGUCCUAAACUUCUACAACUACGGACACCUUUUUAAUUCCAGCUCGACCCAUAAGCUCGUAGCGCGCACCACGACCCAGGACCGCAUGCUAAAAUCCGCAGAGAACUUCCUUGCAGGCUUCUUUGGCCUUGAAUGGACAGAAAAAGCCAACCUCCUACCAAUGAUAGAAGGUGUUGGCUACAACAACUCCCUAAUUGGGACUUACUCCUGCACCCGCGCACUAGAGUACAUGGCCUACAAUGCCACCACACCGCUAUCCACAUGGAAAAACAUCUAUCUCAAAGAGCGCACCGAAGCACUCCACACACUGACUGGAUCCUACAACUGGACCACGACCGACAGCUACAACGCGCAGACCAUGUGCGCCUACGAGACCAUCAGUUACGGCUACAGCCACUUCUGUGAGCUUUUCACUUUCGAAGAAUUCGAAAACUUCAGCUACUCCUUCGAUAUCGAAUUCUCCAACAUGGUCGGGUUUGCCUGUCCCGCGGGCCGCGCGCAAGGAAUCGCCUGGGUAGAGGAAUUCCUCGCCCGUGUGGAGGGCCACUUACUUCAAACUACAGACACCAAUGCCAACAUGACCCUGGACACUAAUCCCGUGACGUUCCCAACGGAUCAGAAUCUCUACCUUGACUUCUCGCAUGAUGCGGGUAUAGUCGCUGUUCUCACUGCGUUUGGAUUCAGGCAGUUCGCCCAGUAUCUGCCUCCUACUGGACCUCCACUCUACCAGCAGUUCAAGGCUAGUAACAUUGUUCCCUUUGGUGGACGGACGAAUAUUGAGAUCAUUAAGGCGCCCCGUAAGGUUGCUGCUACACGUCCUGCGGGUGAUCAGAGAAAUGCUUAUGUGGAUGGCACUGGGGAAACGUUCUACGUUCACUUUUUGCAGAAUCAGCGCACGCUUCCUCUGCAUUCUAGCUUUGCGGAAUGUGAGUAUCGCGAUGAUGGCUGGUGCGAGCUGUCUACGUUCAUGAAUGUUCAGAAGAGGAGUUUGGAAAGGUCUCAGUUUGAGUUUGCUUGUUUUGGUAAUUGGACUGUGACUGAGUAUGGGACUGUUACUGAUGGUGUUCCGGUUUGACGCUGCAUUUCGAAUAAUGUAUCAUAUAGUGUGAUGCACUGAGGCUAGUGUGGUAUGGGUAUAUAGUAUCUGUUGAAAUAUGAGAGAUACGAGAUCUAAAAUAGCAGUUUUUGAUUUAUGUAAUAGCAUUGCAUCGCCGUGCACAAAUCAGUUCUCCGGGACCGGAUGGUCUGCCGCUUCAACGCCCGCAUGCCAGCGAUAUUUUGCAGCUGGAUGAUCAGCCGGCGGGCCGCUCUGCCCUUCCUUGCCGUAGAUGUUUUCGCGGUACGUUCCUUUCUUGACAGUGUAGUCAUCCCAGAAGAGGCCCCUCUUACGAAGCUCAGGGAUUAGCAAGUCGAUGAUGUCCUUGAAGGAGCCGGGUUUGAUAGCAUAUGC